Messenger RNA from Durio zibethinus, 486 nucleotides. The record is from RefSeq and is a predicted model, not a curated record. Lineage: Eukaryota; Viridiplantae; Streptophyta; Magnoliopsida; Malvales; Malvaceae.
UAGCCAUGAAACCUUCUGUUUGUGUUGCUGCAAUUGUCGUCAUUCUCUUCUGUAUUCCUGUUUUCACGUCUGCAAGGCAUGUAAGGCGGCUACGAACAUGUACGUAUGAUUCUCUCCAAAAUUGUCUUAAUUCUACUAAUUACGAUAGCAUGAAUUAUGAAACACUAUCACCUAUUUCUUAUCUUUGAAAUUUUUUAUUGUGCAACAGAUCAUAGCCAGCGCCACAAUUCUCAGCCAAGCACAGGAGAGGGGAUGGUCGCAGAACCCUAUUCAUACCGGAAAAGAAGGCCUAUGGCGCUAAGAAAGGGAGCAGACACGUUACAGAUAGCAGGAUCAAGCUUGCCUGACUGCUCACAUGCAUGUGGUUCGUGCACUCCCUGCAGACUAGUUAUGGUGAGCUUUGUAUGUGCAUCGCUGGAAGAAGCUGAAACAUGUCCUAUGGCUUACAAGUGCAUUUGCAACAACAAGUCUUAUCCAGUUCCAUGA